GCCCGUCGUCAGCACAACCACUGCUUGGGCACCGCCUCGUUCGUGCGCGUCGUCAGUAUCUUUCACUGCAACGUUGGUGAGGCGCUGUCCCUUACCGCUUGGUCGAGCGAUGGCGUGAAACCGCUAGAAAGGGCAGCAGCAUUGGACAGGCGCCUUCUGCCGGCACCGCGUUGAAGCUUGGGGGCGCCAGCUGUUUUCAUUUGGCCAAAUCACUUUGCACUUGCAAAAGCGCCAUGAGUGACGGACUCUUUGCGGCAUAUGCGGCGACGCUCGGCGUGCUCACGCAGCGCGCGCAGUACCGGUUCCCGCGCCUCCAGUCGAUGGUGUCCUUCUUCGUCUCGAUGGUGCCCGGCGAGCUAUCGCAUCUCUUCUUGGUAUUGCACAGCAUGCUGCUCUACUACCGCCGCACGUCGCAGCGCUGGGUCCAGCUCCUCCACGCCUACGUCAUCUUUCGGCUUGUGCAGCUCUUUCGUAGCAACGCAGCGGCCAAGCACGCCUUUCAAGAAGCGUGCAUCCGCAAGCAGCUGCUGUCGCCCGCGACCGCUGCGACGGCUAUUGGCGCGCGCUCGAUGUGGCAAUGGCUCCUCAUCUGGAGCCCACUCCCCAUGCAGCUCGCGCUCAAGGGCAUGUACCCUGGCGUCGAGUGCCUUGGCACCAAGACGUAUGCGCACGUCGGCAAGCGCGUGUCGCGGGCCAUGCAGAUGGACGUGUUCAAACACAAGAGCUGCGGCCCCAAGCCGCCCGUCUUCCUCUUCAUUCACGGCGGUGGCUGGCUCGUGGGCAACCGGUCGUAUGCGCCACAAGCGCUCUUGCAUCAGGUGUGUUCGAAGGGCUGGCUCUUUUGCUCGAUCGACUACCGCCUCGCGCCUUUUGCCGGCUUUCCCACCAACCUCAUCGACUGCAAGCGCGCGAUUGCGUAUCUGCGCACGACGACCGAACUCGACUUGGAUGCGGGUAUGAUUGUGGUCGGCGGCGAGUCGGCGGGCGGGCAUCUUGCUUCCCUCGUCGCCGUCACCUCGGGCGAAACGCGGUUCCAGCCAGGGUUUGAAGCCGUCGACACGUCCGUCUCGGCGUGUAUUGACGCCUACGGCAUCCACGACGUCCUCGACCGCCACGGCCACUUUCGGAAACGGGACAACGCCGACGGCUUUCGCAAGUACAUUGAGGUCAUGCUCAUGCAAAAGAAGCUGCGCCCGUCGACCAAAGUGCAUUUCCAAGCGGCGUCGUCGCUGCAGUACGUCCUUGAUCGAAAGUAUCCUGUCCCGCCGUUCUUACUCGUCCACGGUGAAUUCGACUCGGUCGUUCCUUUUGAGGAUUCGAAGGAGUUUUAUGACGCGCUGCAGACGAUGCGCGCCGAGACGGCGGCGACCGAUCGACCUCGGAUCCCCGACGUCUUUAUCAAAGUGCCAUCCGCGCAGCACGCGUUCAACAUCUUUACGUCGCCCCGGGCACUCGCCUACGGCGAUACCGUCGUCGCGUUUCUCGAAGCUAUUCGCACCCGCGCGCCGUCGCCCAAACUCUAGUUUGUUCUAUCAAUAUAUCGACUAGAAUCGCAUGUGUUUUC
Molecule: messenger RNA, 1564 nt
Organism: Saprolegnia diclina VS20
Lineage: Eukaryota; Oomycota; Saprolegniomycetes; Saprolegniales; Saprolegniaceae
Exons: 5
Coding region: 234-1523 (429 amino acids)
Molecular function (GO): hydrolase activity
Source: RefSeq, a predicted model, not a curated record